Messenger RNA from Funneliformis caledonium, 312 nucleotides. NCBI's taxonomy places the organism in Eukaryota, Fungi, Glomeromycota, Glomeromycetes, Glomerales, Glomeraceae. The record is from the annotation of a GenBank genome assembly.
AAACCAACAGGAAAUUCUCCUAACUUGAAAGUACCACUUAAUCAAUUGGAGCAAAGUAAAUCAACAACUAAUAUAUCCAAAUAUGAUGAAUUAUCGUCACAACUUUGGAUAAAAGAUUUUAUUAAAAAAAAAUUUAUCACAGAAAUAAAGUGGAAUGAUUUAGUUGGUAAAUCGCCAGUUGGUUCGGGUAAGUUUGAAGUGGUAUAUAAAACACAUUGGAAGAAAAUGAACAAAGAUGUUGUUUGUAAGAGACAAAUUCUAGAUGACAUUAAUGCAAUUGAGCAUGAAAUAAAAUUACAAAUUAGAGGACAU